This is a messenger RNA of Sodiomyces alkalinus F11, 2849 nucleotides long. Its product is annotated as leucine rich repeat domain-containing protein. Gene Ontology annotation, cellular component: cytoplasm. Gene Ontology annotation, molecular function: protein kinase binding. The transcript is spliced from 2 exons. The coding region runs from base 162 to 2708 and encodes 848 amino acids. Lineage: Eukaryota; Fungi; Ascomycota; Sordariomycetes; Glomerellales; Plectosphaerellaceae. The record is from RefSeq and is a predicted model, not a curated record.
GCCAUUUCGCCAACAGCCUGUUCGAGGCUUCCUAAGGUAUUCGAGAUCAUUACAGACGGGACCAGCGACCUGCGUCCGCUCGACUCCUUUAUCUCGAUACCGAGAUCCUCCCCCGAUUUCUCUCGUCUGCUUGCCGCCCCAAUGCACGCUUAUUUCUAAAAAUGGACUCGGAAGACGGGGAGUUGUUCGUUAAGCAACUAGCCAGCUUCGUGCGUACGCACGAAAAGGCUCUUGCCAACGCUUUGCAAUUCCGACGACAGUCCAUUUCCCGCCAUGGCCCAUCCCAGAGCGCCGGCGCAGUCGUUGUUCCGCAGUAUCCGACUCUCCCGGAACGCCCUUCGACGUCUGCCUCCACCUCGAGCGGUCUCAUUGCAGCUCUAUCCUUCGGAUCCCUCAGCUUCACUUCCCAAAGUCUGAGGUCCACGACACUCUCGCUAACUCCCCAUCACCUAUUUUAUCUCCUCUCUCGAUUUGAGGAACUUGCUAUUCCCGUGGGCCCCAUGAAAAUCCGCCUCGAAAAUCUGCACGAUACCUCGACCUCGGCGAAUUAUGUUUCCUUCCUCGGCAAUACCCAGCGAUCGAAGAGCCGCGGCUCCGAUGUCGUCUCUAUACAUUCAGUUUCCAGCGUUAGGAGUGUCAUGUCUGGCAUGUCUGCUUUCUGGGCCGGUCUGGGCAUUGGCGCCAGUAUAUCGGCUGCUCGCACCGAGAGACAAAAGGCUCAGGUCUUGGCAGACCUGAAAUAUCUCUACUCUGCCUUCACCAAAAUUCCUUGUCUGAAGCUGUCUCCAGACUGGCGUGCACGUCUGAUCCGCGGUUACGAAGAAUUUCCCUUCGACUCUGCCGUCCCCUUGUACAUCUUCAAAAAUGUCCAGGCUCUCGAGGUUAACAGCAUUGACUUCCGGCAAUUCUUUGGCUGGGAUCGACUCGCGGAACAACUUCGGUCGUUGACGUUGAAGCGAGCGGGUGUUGAUGACCCUGCCGAUAUUCUCAUAGACAUUGUACUGGACGACAUGGACAAAAGGCGGAAGCGAACGUCCAAGUCUCAGUCCUCCCCGACAACCCCCCGACCGACCAAUGCGAGCCCGCGAAGAGACUCGAUGGUGGUACCGCACACGGAUGCCCAGAGAGCUACAUCUUGUCCCGGUUCCCCGAAUGCCCAAGGUGCCGACGACAUACCUGUCGGCUCGGCUACCCCAAGCGACCAUGCGCCGGACUUCCCGUCAGUCAUGGGCCGCCGCGCAUCAAUGGUCCGGGCUGACCCGGACGAGCUCAGGUCGCCCAUUCGGUCGUCACGGCCAAGAAGCAAUUCGCCCACCCGGCCACUUGCUUCACGGAGCACGUCGACGAAUGUGCGAGGAGGCCACAAAUUCCAGCGAUCAGGCUCGGGUAGCUCGCACUCGAGUCUGUCGGACUCGUUGUACCAUAGCCGGCCUCUGAGUUCCUCGAAUCUCCUUACCAUGCGUACUCUGCCCGCGUCUAAGUGGCGGUUCUUGAAGCAUCUGAGCUUGGCGGACAACUCCAUGACAUCUAUCCCGGCGUCGAGCUUAGCCCCGUUGGCUGAAACCCUGCAGUCCCUCGAUCUAUCGACCAACUUGUUCGAUCAGAUCCCUGACAGCCUCGCUACACUUACUGCACUACGCUCCCUCAAUCUCUCCAACUGCAUGAUCGAGUCUCUGAAUUCUCUGACCCGAAACCCUCUUCCCGCCAUCACUGCAAUUAAUCUCCGUGGAAAUCGUCUGCAGUCCAUUGCUGGCAUCGAGAAGUUGUUUCCUCUUGAGAGACUGGAUCUACGCGAUAACCGGAUCACGGAUCCCAUGGAACUUGCUCGGUUGACCGGUAUCCCAGAGCUCCGAGAAAUCUGGGUUGAAGGGAACCCGUUUUGUCGCACACAUCGUGAUUACCGGACCACUAUCUUCAACCUCUUCCGCAAAACCCCCGGAUAUACAGUAGACAUCAUCAUCGACAAGACCGGCCCUAGCCACGCGGAGCGAAGAUAUUUGGUAGAAAGGGUGCCCAUACCUGCCGCGGUACCAGUCGUCAAGCCUGCCUCCGACACUGUUCCCGCCGUGGAUGUCAGCAAGCCCGCCAUCAUCUAUGAUGCUCCCAGGGAAUCCUCUGUACUGCGAAAGGAACGCCCGAGUCCGAGAGCUGUUACCAGCGAAGUGCAUACUAGCUCUACCCGUCGUCGCAAGCCGCAGAAGAGGCGGAUUGUAGAUCUUGCCACACCGGAAGCCAUCCCCCCUGCCUCCACAGGGGCGCCUGCAGCGGUUACUCCGCCCAAGCCGAAGAAUUCCUCAGCUGCCGUCAUUAAUGGUUUUACGACCCCAUCGAAAGACUCAAGCGGUUAUCAAUUCAGCCAACCGCCCAAGGACCAGCUCCUCCCCCCUGCUGUUCUUUCCGAAACUCGCAGGACAACUUCACAGCCCGAAGUACCACGGAUUGAUACUAGCAUUAUCCCCACGAUCCCUCCCAUGUACGCCUCUGGGACUUCCAUGGACUGGAAAGAUUCUCAGGAUUGGGACAUCAGCGGUGAGAUGUAUCGCCGCAAAAUCGAGGCGCUCCGUGAUCAGGUCGGUAACGGCUACCUUAGUGUUCUCAGCGAGGAAAGCUGGGAGACCUCCCGUCUGCCCAACUACACCGCCCCUACCAUGAACGCACCACCUCCACCUAUCCACAGCGGUCGCACCCUUGGCAACUCUUGCACUUGAUACCCAUCCUCAUGAUUUUUUUCAUGAUACCCCACUCAGCAUUACUUGAACUUUUGCAGCAUGGUUGCAUUUCUUUUCCUCUUCUUUCGCCUGAGGCGAUGUCACUCGUGCCAACCGCCUCUCUUCAAAUUACCCUUUUGU